AUCAAGUAGCGAGGGCAUCAUUGGGGUGAUGCCAGUUGAGCGCGCUCUCGCGUUGACGUUAGACAGCAGGAGCCACAGAAGCUCCAGGGAGGUGGUACGCGUUCAACGGAUAUAAAAAAAAAAAAAAAGAAAAGAAGGAGAAAGAGCAUAAUGACGAACGAGAGAUUGGCUUUGGAUAAGCCACUUUGGGAUCUGAGUACCUUCGCAGGUAGAUGGAAACAUUUUGCCUGGGUUACGGAUUUUCGAACUUGCAUCCUUCCUGAACAAAAAUUGAUUGCCGCUAAGAAAUUAUGCGAAGAUUACAGACUUGGAAAUGAGCCAGCUGGUACCACCAGAAAAGAAAUCAUCUAUGCUAAGAAGCUCUACGAGUCGGCCUUUCAUCCGGACACUGGCGAUCUACAAAAUGUCUUUGGUAGAAUGUCCUUCCAGGUGCCAGGUGGUAUGGCUGUGACCGGUGCCAUGCUUCAAUUCUACAAAACAACCACGGCAGUAGUUUUUUGGCAAUGGGUCAAUCAGUCAUUUAACGCGCUCGUCAACUAUACCAAUAGAAAUGCAAAUAGUCCAGUGACCACAAAUCAAUUGGGUGCGGCUUAUGUUAGUGCUACAGCAGCAGCAAUGAUAACAGCAAUAGGAUGUAAAUCUUUUUGGGAGAAAAGGGCAAAUCCUUUGAUGGCAAGGUAUGUGCCGUUCGCUGCGGUAGCUGCUGCUAAUUGUGCAAAUAUACCAUUAAUGAGACAAAAUGAGAUACUAAAUGGAAUCGAAGUUACCGACGAGAAUGGCCAAAAGCUUAGUAAAUCGAAAAUAGCUGCUGUGAAAGGCAUCAGUCAAGUCGUUAUCUCGAGAAUCAUUAUGUGUGCACCUGGCAUGUUGAUUCUCCCACCUAUAAUGGAAAGGUUAGAGAAAUACGAAUGGAUGCAAAGAAUUAAAAUCUUUCAUGCACCAAUACAAGUUAUGAUGGUUGGAUGCUUCUUGACGUUCAUGGUACCGACUGCUUGUGCGUUGUUUCCACAAAACUGUUCAAUCGCAGUCAGUACUUUGCAACGAUGGGAGCCCGAAAGUUAUGAACUUUUAUUGAAGAAUUGCGAAGGAAAGGAUAUACCAAUGCAUUUAUAUUUCAACAAGGGAUUAUAAUAAGCUCAAAGGUUUGCUCCAGAGACGAAUAACAAUUAUGUAUAUACCAUCGUUUGAGUUUCUCAUUAGAAACUCGUUAGAAUUACGUUUGGUCACAUGAUUUGAAAUUUUGAAAUUCACAUUGAAUUGAAAACGGUAGUAGUGAUGAUUAUGAGGAUGAUGAUGAUGAUGAUUAUGAUUAUGAUUGAUAAUGAUGAUUAUGUUUGAUGAUGAUGAUGAUGAUGAUGAUGAUGAUGAUGUUACUUUUAGAUAUAACGGUGCUAUUUGUUGUACAUCGAAACUCUUUCUUUUUUUUUUUUUUAUUUAUUUACUUUUUUCUAAUCGUCUAUACGUUUAUAUACACGCAUCGCAUAGAUUGAUUUACAUGUAAAAUGUUUCUUCGACAUGUUUCCAGAUAUUACAUAUAAAUAUUCUCGUUAAAAAGCAAUCGUCUUGUAGGACGGAUCAAGCAAUAAACGUUGACAAUAUGUAAACUGGUGCUUUCUGCUAUAGGAAGAUAUUGUUUUUCUCUUUUAUAUUAAUGCUUAAUGGAGGCAGAGAGAGAGAGAGAGAGAGAGAGAGAGA
Molecule: messenger RNA, 1695 nt
Organism: Vespa mandarinia (Asian giant hornet)
Lineage: Eukaryota; Metazoa; Arthropoda; Insecta; Hymenoptera; Vespidae
Product: sideroflexin-2-like
Biological process (GO): monoatomic ion transport; serine import into mitochondrion
Cellular component (GO): mitochondrial inner membrane
Molecular function (GO): monoatomic ion transmembrane transporter activity
Source: RefSeq, a predicted model, not a curated record